ACCGUGAUGUUAUGAUACAGCGCCGGCUAGUGGCUGACACGUGAACUAGUUAUCAGUCAGCUGUAUUUUUUCCUCUGCAAGACGAGCCUAUAUGCGCAAAUAUGCGUUCAUCUCUUUCCCGAGCAGGUACAGUGACAUCGAUCGGUCGCGGCGCGCUCUUUCCGGCCAGUCCGCGGCGGCCUCGCUGACGUGUCGCCAGUGCGCGUGUGUAGUCCCAGUGAGUCUCCGCUAUCGAUCCGCGAACGGAGCCGCAUUGCUGUACAUUCCGGAGGCGGUGCCUCGCCUGGUUUCCGUCGAUUGUCGGCGCGGCUGGCGCGAGUCGGCGUCGGCGGCGGCCCGCGGGCCUGCGCAGUAGAGGCGCGAGUGGCGCGGGAGAGCCCGACCUUCCUUCCGCCAAAACCGGCUCGCUGUCCGCGGCGGACGGCUGUGAUGUAGCCGGGGCCGGCGCGAGCGGCCUUCGGACAAAGGACCCGCCACCGAUCGGUGAUUCGCGAUGAAGAAGUUCACGUUCAAGGGGGUGCUGGACGGGUUCCGCAGCUCGGUGCAGGCCGCGCCGCGAGGCCUCGACCAGGAGAUACAGGAGACGCUGCGCCCGGACCACUUCCAAAUUAAAAAGACAUUCCGGCAUGGGUUCCCUUUCGCGCCGACAGCCCUCGCCUGGGACCCCAUCCAGAAGCUCCUCGCCGUCGGAGACAAGGGCGGCAACCUCAGAAUACUUGGCAGACCAGGCGUGGAUGCUCACGUCCGCCAUGAAGCAGGAGAAGCAGUUCUCCACGCCAAAUUCCUGAUCAACGAGGGUGCGCUGGUCACAGCGACUGCUGACGACCAGCUCCACCUGUGGACCUUCAGGCAAAAGUCCCCACAUCGCGCACAAUCGCUCAAGUUCCAACGAGAAAGGAUUACUUGUCUCCACCUGCCGUUGCAGUCGAAAUGGGUGCACGUGGGCACCGAACGUGGGAACGUACACGUGGUCAAUAUAGAGACGUUCGCGCUGAGCGGUUACGUCAUCAACUGGAACAAAGCCAUCGAAGUGACAAGACCAAACCACCCCGGGGCUGUGGUGGAGAUCAGCGACAACCCCCUGGACGCAAGCAAGUUGGUGAUCGCGUACGAGACGGGUCUAGUAGUGGUGUGGGACCUGCGGGCCCGCGCUGCCGAGUGGCGCGGCUCGCUGGGCACCGGCGCCCCAGGGGAGGGCGUGAGAGCCGCCGCCUGGCAGCACGACGGGAAGCUCAUGACCGCACACGUGGACGGGGCCCUGGCCACCUGGACCACCAGGGCUCCUAGGCCCGCCACACUCUCCUAUCCACACGCUAAAGCAAAUAAAGACGGCAAGUUAGAACCCUGCAAGCCUAUAAUGCGACUGGAAUGGAAGACGUACAGAACCGGUGAGAGCCUGGUGAUAUUCUCCGGGGGUCUACCGACGGAUAAGGCUGGCCGUACACACAGCAUAACAGUGCUGAACGGCAAAACCACCACCGUGCUGGAGAUGGAGCACAGCGUGGUGGACUUCGUCACGCUGUGUGAGACACCACACGCCGCAGAUUAUCAGGAGCCGUACGCAAUAGUGGUGCUGCUGCAGAACGACCUGGUGGUGAUCGACCUGCUGUCUCCAGGGUACCCCUGCUUCGAGAACCCUUACCCCAUGGAUAUACACGAGUCGCCAGUCACCUGCUGUUCAUAUUUCGCCGAUUGCCCGUCAGAUCUGAUCCCAGCGUUCUACUCUGUGGGUCGGCAAGUUAACAAAAAAACCACAGGCUUCAGCGAGAAGUUAUGGCCAAUCAACGGCGGAGAAUGGGCACCGGCCUCGUGUUCCUACAGCGAGAUCAUACUCACCGGUCACGCGGACGGCAGUGUCAAAUUUUGGGACGCAAGCGCCGGGACUGUGCAAAUAUUGUACAAAUUGAAAUGUUCAAAAGUGUUCGAGCGUCGAGGGGGCGGCGCGGGGGGCGCGGGGGGCGCGUACGGCGCGGAGGAGGCGUGGCUGAGCGUGCAGCAGCUGGCGCUGUGCGCGGAGUCGCGGCGGCUGGCGGUGGCGCUGCCGCACGGACACGUCGUGCUGUUCAAGUUCCGCAAGGCCGACACCGUCGCAGAGACGCACGUUUUGGAGAUACCUGUGAUAACAGACUCGGUGGAGGAGGAGCCCUCCCCCGAGGCGGAGGCCGGCCGUAGCCUGCCGCCCGAAGCGGACCCGAGAAGGGGCGGGUCCGGGGCCGGGCCCGGGGCCGGGUGCGGGGUGCGGGUGCGGGGCGCGGCGGGGGCGGGGGGCGUGCGGCGCGCGGCUGGCUUCCAGCCGGCGCUGGUGGCGCUGCAGCUGGGCCCGCCCGCGCCCGUCGCCGCGCUCACGCUCAACUCCUCCUACGGACUGAUGGCGUGGGGCGGCGAGCGCGGCGUGGUGGUGGCGGACGUGUGGCGGCGCGGCGUGGUGGCGGCGCUGGCGGCGGCGCAGCUGCACCACGCGCCCGCACGCUCCGAGCGGCAGCGCUCGCCCUCGCUCGACCAGCUGGAGGAGAGCGGCCCGGGGCCCGCGCCGGCGCCGAGCCCCGCCGAGCCCGGCGACGAGCCCGACGCGCCCAAGACGGACGUCCGCCGCAAGUCCACACCCUGGAAGACCUUCAACCUCAAGCGCCAGCUCUCCCGGGUGGACCUGAAGCUGAAGGCCGCGUUCUCGACGCCCGCCGAGAGCGACGUCGCGAUCGAGAAGGGAGAGUCCCGAUUUUACUGCGAGACGGUCGAGAGGCCCGAGACGAGCGAGUCGGCCGCGCAGUCGCCGGAGGCCGAGGACGAGGAGCGCGGGCGGCUGGCGUCGCCGCUGCGGGUGUGCUCGGACGUGUUCGAGCGGAUGCACCGCGAGCUGCAGGAGCGGCGCUCGGGCGACGUGUACGACCGCAUGCACCGAGAGCUGCACGAGCGCUGGCAGGACAAGGAGGGGCGCGAGCCGGACGCGGAGCACCCGCCGGGGCCCGAGGCGGAGCCCGCGCGCGGCCCGUCCCCGGAGCGCGCCGCGCGCCCCGACAACCUACCGUUGUUCGACGGACGGCCGGACACGCGGCCGGACGCGCGGCCGGACGAGCCCGAACGGCCCGACGACGCGGCGGACGAGCGACCGGUGCGGCCGCCGCGGCGCGCCAAGCCGGACGGGCCGGACAGGGCGGAGCGGCCGGACAAGCGCGACCAGAGACUGCUGUCGGUGCCCAACAUUAAGUUCAGUAAGCAGGAGGGCGCCCGCGAGCGGCGGCGGCCGGGGGCGCAGGCCUCGUUCGCCGGCAGCCUGAUGCGGCGUUUCAGGCGGGCGGCGGCGUGGCUGUGUCCGACGCGGGACGACGGCGGCUAAUCUGGUUCUGUUGUGUUGCCAACCGGCCGGGUAGACAAGCUGGACAGUUCGUUCUCACGGUCGCGCUCCAGCAGUAUGUCAAGUCUAGAAAACAUCUCCCAAGAAGGCAUACAGUUCCUUGCAUUUGCCGAUAGUUACACUACCAAAUCAGAUCCUACGCAACUGGUGCCGACGCUAUGGAUCGGAACUACUUUGGGGUCUGUGCUCACAAUGAAGAUAAAUCUGCCUGAAGCCGAUCAGAGGCACACACAGCCCGUCGUUGUCUCCACCAGUGGUGGUCCGUUAUUUAGGUUAAGAGGGUCAAUUUUGACCAUGUCAUUUCUUGACUGCAAUGGUGCUUUAAUCCCUUACUCAUACGAAAGUUGGAAGGACGACAGCAAGGAUGCACGCGAGCGACGGGAGCGCACGCCCACGAAGCAGGGCUCCAGCGGCAGCGGCAGCCGCAUGAGUCCCACGCCGGCGCCCGAGCCCCCUCCGGCCGCCGACCGCCAGUUCGUGGUGGUGGCCUCCGAGAAACAGGCCCGCGUCGUGGCGCUGCCCAGCCAGAACUGUGUCUACCGGCAGCAGAUCGUCGACACGGACUUCGUCGUCAAAGCGGAGAUCGUCAGCCUGAAAGAUAGUGUAUGUCUCGUCAAUUACCUGUCGACCGGCCACCUGGUCGCGUACAGUCUGCCUUCCCUGCGGCCGCUCGUAGACGUUGACUUCCUUCCUCUCUCAGAGCUUAGCUUCCAGACACAGUCCAAACAGAGGGGUAUCGUAGACCCAAUGCUCUCCAUAUGGGGCCAACAACUGAUUGUUAACGAGGACACGGACCAGAUAGCGAAGACCUUCUGCUUUAGCAACCGGGGCCAUGGACUAUACCUCGCCUCUCCCACUGAAAUACAGAAGUUCACAGUGGAUGCUGAAUUCUGUUACCAACUGAACGAGAUGAUAGGCGAACUGUUCCUGCCGCGCGACAUGCCGGAGCCUCCCAAGGAGAGUUUCUUCCGCGGCCUCUUCGGAGGUGGCUCGAGACCCCUCGACAGGGAGGAACUUUUCGGCGAGGGCAGCGGCAAGCCGAACCGUUCGGUGGCGAAGCACAUCCCGGGACAGACUGGCUCCAUCGAGGUGAUGAGCGCGCGCGCGGGCUCGGCCGCCGGGGAGGUGGCGCGCGCGCACCAGCUGGUGCUGGAGCGCGGCGACAAGCUCUCGCAGCUCGAGGACCGCACCGAGCGCAUGCACUCGCAGGCCGCGGAGUUCUCCUCCUCGGCGCACCAGCUCAUGCUCAAGUACAAGGACAAGAAGUGGUACCAGCUGUGAGCCCUCCCUCCCUUCCGCACCGCGCACGACUCGCCGCCGAGCAGUCGCGGCGUCCUUCAAUUACUCCGUGCCUGAGGCCGGCGACUCUCGCUCCGCAUCCGCUCGCGCGAUGUGAUAUUGUAAAUAUGAAAGCGUUGUAACUAAUCUAGUGGAACUUUUUAUACGACGUGCCGUCUGCGAGCUACCCCCCAUCCCCCUCCCGUACCUCGCCGCCGCCCCCCGCGUGGCCCUCGCCGCCUCCGUCUCUUCCCCUCCUCCCCCUUUCUCGCCCUCGAGCCGCUGAGACUCGCGCCAGCGCCGCGACACUUGAGAUUCCGCAAGUCGCCGCAGCGACGUCAAAUAAAUUGUAGUUGUAAAUUUUAUAGUUACGAUGAUUAUACUAAUGAUAGUGGACGAUAUCGAUCUGUAUAAAGUGUUAAGUAAAUAAAUAAAACGAUACUUAUAAAGAUUGGAAAAUUAAGCAUUGGAUGACAAUAAUUUUUGUUACACUCGCCGGUGGUCCCCCGGCCGCCCGGGCCGCGUCCUGCGCCUGCACCCCCUCCCCCGCCAC
Achroia grisella is the source of this 5183-nucleotide messenger RNA. It is a transcript of the gene Tomosyn, whose product is annotated as syntaxin-binding protein 5. The transcript has 26 exons. Lineage: Eukaryota; Metazoa; Arthropoda; Insecta; Lepidoptera; Pyralidae. Gene Ontology annotation, molecular function: syntaxin binding; GTPase activator activity; myosin II binding. Gene Ontology annotation, biological process: regulation of protein secretion; regulation of exocytosis. Gene Ontology annotation, cellular component: SNARE complex; plasma membrane; cytoplasm. The record is from RefSeq and is a predicted model, not a curated record.